Messenger RNA from Thunnus maccoyii (southern bluefin tuna), 3106 nucleotides. RefSeq names its product keratin, type I cytoskeletal 19-like. NCBI's taxonomy places the organism in Eukaryota, Metazoa, Chordata, Actinopteri, Scombriformes, Scombridae. The record is from RefSeq and is a predicted model, not a curated record. Gene Ontology annotation, molecular function: structural molecule activity. The coding region runs from base 1036 to 2367 and encodes 443 amino acids. The transcript is spliced from 9 exons.
CAGUGUUUGUGCACUGGAGGCUUCAAGUUUCUACAUCACACAUGUGUAAGUUGAAUAACGGAUCAGGAUUGGUUCCGAACUAUUUCCUGUUUGUAGGCCUUAUAAACUCAGAUUUUCAGUGAGCACAGAGAAACUUUCCUCUUUCAGCAGAUGAAUGUGAAAACAGCUUCUAGCGUCAAACUCUGCACAAACAUCAUUCUACAAUGUGAAGCUCGAACAUCCAACUGUAGCAACAAGAAGAAAAACACAUUUUUGAGUGGAGGCGGACUUUAAGGUACAUGGUAGAUUAACACAAAGACAGGAUGCUGUGAUGCACCUGUUGACUUCCAUUUAAGAGCUCCAAAAAAGUUACAAUAAGUUUCCACAAUAUGCAAUUUGUCAAAAUAUUGCUAAAUUACUUUAAAGCUGGUCUAUGUAGGGUAACUAACAACAUCCACAAGUUACAUAAUAACAAAACUUAAAGUAACAGUACAGUACAAGAAAAGAAGAGUGGUAAAGUCAGACUCAUAGUAAAGUCAGUUACACAUAAAUGUCCUGCUAACAUUAGCCACCAUAUAAACUGCUGCUAAUACCAGACAGCAGCAAAAUACAUGUGUAUUGAAUUGAGUAAGGUUUGUUUUAUUUAUUUAUGAAUCCAACUUGUGUACGAGGAAGAUCAGAAUCAUCUUCACUAGCCAAGUACGUUUAUUCAUUGAAACCUUGUACACUCUAAGUAGAACUGACACUGAAGAAAAAAACAAAACAAAACACUUGGCUGGAUGCCAGGUUAUCACAGCAGCCAUCAAGCAGCCCAACAAGAUAUUCAGCUUGUCUUCCACCGCAAAUGUUAGUGUACACACCUAUAAGGUUUUUUAAAAAAACCAUUAUCCGCAUACCACACGCUGUUGUGGUAUCCGACCUGGCGCUGUCUCCUUCCCUCAGACUCCUAUAAAAUGCCAGUUGUCUCAGGCAGAGGCACUCCUCGUACAGACUCUGUCUCAGACUCUCCAGCUCUGCGCAUCACCUCCAGGUCAACCUCCACCUCCACCUGUCGCCAUGUCUGUCUCUGUGGAACGGCAAACCAGCUACAGCAACCGCAGCAUCUCCAGCUCCAGCAGCGUCAGCCAGAGCGGAGGGAUGCAGCUCGUCGGAGGCGGACAGAGCCGCAUCUCCACCGCGAUUUACAAGGGGCGCGCGCCCAGCGUGUACGGGGGCGCGGGAGGUUAUGGGACCCGCAUCUCCCAGUCCACCUCAGUCUUCUCCUCCGGGUCCGGGUCCGGGUACGGCUCCGACUUUGCAGUGGUCACCAACGAGAAGGUGACCAUGCAGAACCUCAACGACCGCCUGGCCUCCUACCUUGAGAAGGUGCGUUCCCUGGAAAGUGCCAACAAGAACCUGGAGCUGCAGAUCAGACAGUUCUAUGAGAAGAGAUGUGUUAUUACCCAUGACUUCAAAGGCUUUUUUGCCACCAUCAGUGAUCUCCGAGCUCAGAUUGCAAGGAGAUAUUCAGAGAAUCAAAGUGUCAUCCUGCAGAUUGACAAUGCUCGACUGGCAAUGGAAGACUUUAAAAUGAAGUAUGAGGUGGAGUUAAACCUGCGUAUGUCAGUGGAGGCUGAUGUGACUCGUCUCCGAGGGGUCCGGGACGCCCUGACUCUUUCCAUCAGUGACCUGGAGAUGCAGAUUGAAAGUCUGAAAGGGGAGCUGGCGUAUAUCAAGAAUAGCCAUGAGGAGGAGAUGAAGCACGUAAGGGUCCAGCAGAGUGGCGCUGUGGAGGUCAAGGUGGACAGUGCAGACUCUGUGGAGCUACCAACAGUCCUGGAGGAAAUGAGGAAACAGUAUGAAGAGCUGGUGAUCAAGAACAAGCAGGACGCUGAGAAAUGGUUUCAAAAUAAGAUGGACGCUCUCCAGACACAAAUCGUCACUUGCACAACAGAGGUGAAGACAUUUUCUUCGCAGCUCUCAGAGCUGAAGAGAACCUACCAGGGUUUGGAGAUUAAUUGCCAAAGCUCCCACUCACAGAUUCAGUGCCUGCAACAGAAUCUAGCAGACACAAAUAGUCGAUACAGUGUUCAGCUCAGCCAGCUGCAGCAGACCAUCAACACGCUGGAGGUGGAGCUGCAGCAGAUGAGAGACUCCCUCGAGCAUCAGAGAAGCGAAUACAACAUGCUGCUGGACAUCAAGAUGCGCCUGGAAAUGGAGAUCGCUGAGUACAGGAGACUGCUGGAUGGACAUUCUGAACAAAAGGCGGUGGUCAUCAGCAAGGUGGUGGAACGAGUGGAAGAGCGUAAACCCCACGUCGAGAGGCGAGUGAAGACCAUCGUGGAGGAAAUCAUUGAUGGAAAGGUGGUGUCUUCCGUUGUUGACACUCAAGUGGAGGACCUUCAGUAACAACUCUGCUGAUGCUACGCUUUUAUGAUGAUUUGGCCACUAAUUAGUUAAUAAUUGAUUCCCUUAAUACCUGCUUAAUGAAUUAUUUACUACAGUCAUCUGUUAUGUUCAGCUUUUCUGUCUACAGGUUAUAUUAUAAUAUCCAAAAUCCAAACUAUAUUAAAAAAGCACAUUUGCUUAUUAAGGGGGAGGGGAGGUUGCCUUUGCAUAUUCUCUCUUUCCUUUUUUAUUGCAUUUUUAUAGCGAGGUGGGAGUAAGUAAUGAGAUUUUUGUGGUGAAUGCUCAAUAUGGGGUCAAAUUAUGAUCAAAAUCCAGGAAAUAAAGAUGAAAAUGUGUGUUUAAUCACAAAUCAAAAAGGGUUUUGUGCUUUUCAAAUAGCAUAAUUUAACCACAGAUGGUAUAACUUACUGUUUAAAACAAAAUCAUGUUUUGGACACACAAAUAACAAUCGUAAAAGUGUUGAGACAUUUGUUCUUACACCAAUAUCAGAUACUGUUAAAAAAAAACACAUUGCUAUGUAGAGAAACCUACAUGAACAAUGCAACUUCUCAAUCUUUUAGAUUGGCUCCCUGCUACAGUAUCAAGCCAGUUUUAGGUCUCGGAAAGAAAAUGAUAGAAGUUCAAUAAUAUUUUGCUGCAAGAGCUUAAGGUUGGGUGUCUUCUGUAUUUUUCCUGUGUGGAUACUCUGGUGACAAUCACAACAAUAUACAAUAAAACCUAAUUAAAUGUUAAUUCUUAA